CUCUCUCUCUCUCUCUCUCUCGCCAUUGCGGCGCAGGUUGUUCGCGUGCGCGGCAGCCGGGGCGCCGGACGACGGAGUGGGGCUGGUGCGGGUAUGGCGGAGGCGCGGCCCGGCUCAGUCUUGAGCUGUUUUGAAGACCAGACUUCUGUCUGUUUUUUUCAUUUUGUUGUCUCAAAAUCAGGUACAUUAAAUUUCAGCCCUGCUGCUGCUGAUUCCGUUUCUGGAGAAGGACAACCGACAGAUAUAAACUGGUUAAAUAAAGAUAGGAAAGACUCUAACAGUAGUCAGAAUAGAAGUAAUAUACCGAUUCCUAGUCUGUAUUCUGAAAGAGGUACAGAUUAUGAAAGCUCUUCCGCAAAGCAUCAUGGCUUUUGUAAACUGGAAAGUCAGUAUGGGAAUUCUGAAGACUUCCACCAAUAUCUUGGUACCAGUAAAAGUUUGAAGAAUCGCAGCUUGGCAAGUCAGAGAUUGCACAGAUUAAGAAAUGACAGCACAUGUGCUAGAAAUAAGACGAGGCAAAGUACUACUGAUACUGCUGCAGGUCCAGGAAUUUCAGAUGCUGCACUAGAACAUGGUAGAGGAGCACCUCCUAGAGGAUACAGUGAUUUUCUCUCCUCAGAGAGUGACAGGGAAGUACCUAAUGCGGAUAGCAGAGGGGCAAAGCCAAAGAAAACGCAUCUGAUACAUAUAUCUGGGAGAGGUUUCAGGGAAAAGGGAAAGCAGAUACAUGACCGUGAAAAGCGAAUGAGCUCUAAACAGAAAGUAGAGCUGUGUGAAAAUUUUCCAUCUUUGGAUUUGACACAGUCUGACUCUUCAGAAUCAUCCAUUGGAAAGGCAUUCUGUGAUGCACCUUUUGGAAGUGGGGAUGAACAAAAAGGCUACAAUAAUGUAAACAAAAGAUAUUCCCGGAAGCCUGUGUGGAAUAAACCCCCAGUAGAAAAGGAGUGUCAGAAAAGACAUGAUUCUCACCGUAGUAAAAAUACAAAAGUAGGUAAGAAGUCUUCUGUUGCAUAUACUCCAAAAGAUAAAAAUGAAAGGAAGAAAGAACUCAUUGCUCACAAAAAUGAUGAAAACUUGACCAGUGAAAUCAGACAUCAGUUGUCUGAGUCUCUCAGGUUCAGUGGAAGAAAGUUCUUGCUAAAGGGGGAUCAAGUACCUUCACUUCAUUUCAGCUGGACCCAGUACUGGAAAAAGCAAAGUGAUGUACCAAAAAACAAAGAAACUCAUACAGGGUCAUUGAUUGAACAGCUGACCACAGAGAAGUAUGAGUGCAUGGUAUGCUGUGAGGUAGUCCGAAUAGUAGCCCCAGUGUGGAGCUGUCAGAAUUGUUACCAUGUAUUCCACCUGAAUUGCAUCAAGAAAUGGGCACUAUCACCAGUUUCACAAGCUGAAGAUGGCAAUAGUGGUUGGAGAUGUCCGGCUUGUCAGAAUGCUUCUGUGCAAGUUCCUAAAACUUACACUUGUUUCUGUGGUAAGGUGCACAAUCCUGAAUGGAAUAGAAAUGAAAUCCCACAUAGCUGUGGGGAACUUUGUGGAAAGAAGAGGCAGUGUUUGGACUGUCCACAUCUUUGCAACAUUCUGUGCCACCCAGGACCGUGCCCUUCGUGCCCAGCCUUUGUGACAAAAACAUGUGAAUGUGGACAAACAAGUCAUUCAGUUCGCUGUGGUCAAUCAACGAAAAUUCAUUGUUCUAAUGUAUGUGGAAAUUCUUUAAACUGUGGAAAGCACAGCUGUACUCAAGUGUGCCACUCAGGAAAAUGUUCACCUUGCCAGUUAACAGUACAGCAAGUGUGUUACUGUGGAAGGAACUUUAAAGAAGUAUUGUGUGGAUCAAAGGAAGAAUUCUCUGACGGUUUUGGGAGUUUCUCAUGUCAGAAUAUAUGUGGCAAAAAAUUAAAUUGUGGGAGGCACAACUGUAAGCAAGUAUGCCAUCCUCAGCCUUGCCAGCUCUGUCCACGACUUCCACAAGUUGUGUAUCGUUGUCCCUGUGGUCAGACUCCUCUCAGCAAGUUACUGGAACUAGGAUGUGUUGAACGUAAAAUUUGCACAGAUCCUAUUCCAUCGUGUGGAAAAACAUGUGGCAAACCUCUUUCUUGUGGUAGCUAUGAGUUUAUUCAUACAUGUGAAAGCCUUUGCCACGAAGGAGACUGUAGACCAUGUUCUCACACAUCAAAUAUUUUUUGUAGAUGUGGCUUCAAAAAAAAGGAAAUCCCGUGUGCUCUUCUCAGAAAUAAAGCUGCUAUUACAUUCAUGUGUGACAAGCGAUGCAACAAGAAGAGGUCAUGUGGACGACACAAGUGUAAUGAAGUUUGCUGUGUGGACACAGAACAUAAGUGCUCUUUGGUUUGUGGUCGUAAACUCAACUGUGGGCUUCAUAGAUGUGAAGAACCCUGCCAUCGCGGCAGUUGUCAGACAUGCUGGCAAACAAGUUUUGACGAGUUAACUUGUUAUUGUGGUGAAUCUGUGAUUUAUCCCCCUGUUCCCUGUGGCACUCAGCCACCAGAGUGUAAAAAAGCAUGCACCAGGCCACAUGACUGUGAUCAUCCAGUGUACCAUUCAUGUCAUAGUGAGGAGAAAUGUCCCCCCUGUACCUAUCUCACUCAGAAAUGGUGUAUGGGCAAGCAUGAACUGCGAAGUAAUAUUCCUUGUCAUCUCACUGACAUUUCCUGUGGACUUCGCUGCAAUCAAAUGUUAAAAUGUGGAAUGCACAAAUGUAAAAGAAUUUGUCAUAAAGGAGAAUGUCUUAUAGAUGAAGAAUGUAAACAGCCAUGUAUUAUUCCAAGGCUAUAUUGUAAUCAUCCGUGUAUGGCUCCAUGUCAUCCUUCUUCACGCUGCCCGACAACAUCCUGCUGUGCAAAGGUUGAUCUUCAGUGUGAAUGUGGAAGAAGAAAGGAGAGUAUGAUAUGCUCCGAAGCAUCUAAUACAUAUCAAAGGUCAAAGCUUGACUCUUCCAUAUGUGGAAUUCUAUUCUACCCACACAGAGCAAUUAGAAUAGCUGCUAUAUCUAUAGCAACUAAGCUGACAGACCUACAGCUUGGGGAUUCAGUGGAAAUUAGUAGGCUUAUUACGAAAAAAGAAAUGAAGCAAGCCAGGUUGCAAUGUGACGAAGAAUGCUUAGCUAUUCAGAGGAACAGGCGCCUUGCUGAAGCUCUUGAAAUAGAUGAUAAUUCUGAUCCUUUUAAAAUCCGUUCUUCUGGACCAAAGUACAGUGACCUUUUAAAAGAGGAUGCAAGGAAGGAUAUAAAAUUUGUCAGUGACAUUGAGAAGGAAAUGAGAAUGCUUGUGGAAGCUGUGAAUAAGGGCAAGCACACAAAGAAGAGUCAUUGUUACCCACCAAUGAACAGAGAUCACCGCAGAAUCAUCCAUGAAUUAGCUCAGGUUUAUGGCAUUGAAAGUGUGAGCUAUGACAACGAACCUAAGCGCAAUGUUGUUAUCACUGCAGUGAAAGGGAAAUCCAUUUGUCCAAGCAAUACCUUAACUUCUGUGCUAGAUAAAGAAAUGCAGAGCAGGCCUGCACCUCCUCUUCUUCAUUGCAAACAAACAGAUAAAAAGGGACCUCUUAAUGUUGCAGUAACUACUUUUGGACUAGUGGAAACAGUGGUUUAUCCAAACCAUUAAAGGAAGAGCCAGUAAUUGACUACUUUGAUGUCCAGGACUGAAGUGAUUGAUGUAGAAUCAUUCAGAUGAAUAAGAAUCACAUAGAUCAUGAUACAGAAGCUUAGAGGUGAAAAUACUAAGUUAUUGUGUGAGGUGCUUUUUGAUUAUCUGUCAAAUGACCAGUUGUUCAACAUAUUCAUAAUAUAACAUCUGAAGUUCGCUAGAUAUGCUAGUUUAAAAAGUUAAGCAUUUCAACAGUUUAUGUAAUUGCAUAAUACCUAAUAGUAGUAUGAGUUUAUUAAAUCUGGGUUUGGUGCAAUUUUGUAUCUGAUGUGCAGUCAGAAUAAUUUAGAUUUUCAUUGAUGACUUUGAAGCAAGAGAACUGAUCGUAAGCAGAUAUAUUUUUGGAAUAUUAAGAACAAUAAAUCUCAAAUAUUUUGUUGAUGUAUCACACACCACUUAAAAUGGACUAGAAAUAAUCUGAGAUAAAAACACUGGUUGGGAUAUUCUUAAAUACUUAACACUUUUGUGUUAUUGUGGUAAAUUUGAGAAUUUGAGUUACUCUUCUACAUAGAAAGAAUUACAAAAUUUAAGUAUAAAUAUAUCCAUAAAUGCCUAUUAAGAACACAGAAUUGUUUUGGAAUCUGCAGAACCAGUAUUUGGGGAAGGUGGGGAAUUAAAACUUACUCUAAUUUAUCUCAAAUUUAAUGUGUUUAAAAAGAAAAACAAGCAAAAACAAAGAAAAACACCCUAACCAAACAACAACAAAAUCAACCCCACAACAUGAGAUUACUAAUAGUACUACUUUUUUAUUCAAGACCUUGAACAAAAUCAAACUUCAUAUAUUAUUUUGGUGUUCGGUGCAUGAUUUUAUUAUGGUUUAUAUUUUUUUCUGUACUGUGCAAGCGUAAAAUGAAUGUGUGAAGUUUGUUUUAAGGAUGUUAUGAAUUUGGAAUAAUAAUUGUAAAAUUUAUAAGUCCAACUGCCUAAGCUAUUUGGCAAUGGAAAAUCUUGGUUUUAUGGGAAAUGCCAUUAAAAAAUUGUGAUGAGAGUUUAAACACUGAAAGACGCCUAAGUGUUCUCAUGAUGGUGAAUUGUUUCCAGAUCUUGAUUUAAGAUAGGUGAGUAGCUCUCUGGGAGAGGAGAUUGUAGGUCUGAUCAGAAGAGGUGGUACAGCUCUGAAUUGGAGUCAUAUCUGUUCUCCUGAGGAGAAUGUUUUUUGUAUUAAUAGCUUUAGGAACUCUGACGCUGAUGCGCUCUGAUUCUUGUUUCUUGUGGCUGCUAUGUGUAAUACCUGAGGUGAGUCCCCUAUACAGCAUAGGAGGCUGAUGAUAAAAAGGGGCUCACUACAUUGUAGUGUGAGAUUUGUUGCCAAAAAAUUGAAAGCAUUUACUCAUGCUUAGAUUCUCUUAUAGCUUUCAUAUGACCCUGAGCCUUAUCUGUGAAGCAUUUCAUGGCUAUAUUUCAAUUAAACAGCUCAUGAAACCUGGAAAACAAGUAGAAAACUCACAAACUAUAUCUGUCCCCCCAAAUGUUUUAAAAAUAAAAUGCUUGCUAUUAUUGUAUAUUUUUGUAGGAGUUUAUUAUUUCACAUUUUAAAAAAUGAAGUCUUAAAUUAUACUAAACAUUUGAAGUGUUUCAAGUAAAACAGGUACCUUUAAGAGCGUUCAAACUUUAAAUUUGUAUGCAGUGAUUUAAAUCUGUUUUACCUUUUUUGUCUUAAUACUUUGUGAACAGAAACUAAAAUUAAAUCACUAUGUCUUACAUUGCCCUUAAUUUCUUAAGCAAAUUAUGGUUUGAUUCUACAAGGCGUAUUGAUAAGUUCAGCUGAAAAAAUAAGUUACUUCCAGGAAUGUAUUUCUUCUUUCCCUUCUGUGUGAGGACUGUAUCUGUACCAGUGCUUGCAGACAAGCACUGUCUCAAUGUGGCCAAACAAAGGCUAUUCCUGGUUUUGAAACUCAUAACUAUGUUAAUAUAGCACUGACUUAAAGCUAGUAAGACCUCUAUUAAGAAUGUAUGUAGUUACGCCGCAAAAGUAGGUUCUAGACAGGAUCUGGCACACAUACCCGUGAACUGAGUCAGAUGCAUGUAUACUGGAGCACACGUAGUUGGUUUACUAUAGGUAGACCUAACAUUAUAGAAAAUCAAAGUGGUUUACUUGAUAAUAAAUAGAAUAAAGCUGAAGCCUGCUAUCUAUUCACAGUUUCACAUGAAUAUAGCCAAAACCAUCACAUUUGUGCCUCUGAUUUGAAAUUUAAUACCUAAAAGGUUUUUGUAGUAUUAUUUUCAGCUCUGUUUAGUGGAAUUUUUAUCAGAUUAUGGCAUUAACAUAAAAGCUCAACAGCUUUGGUGAGACACACUUCAGCAGUCAAUUUGCCACUGCUUGUAAUAAGAUAAUGGAAAUAAUCUCAGUUUCUCAAGCUAAGAUUAAUAAUUAUUACCAAAUGUGUUCAUACUGAGCAGUCAUACUUCUUAACACUUGCCUCUUAACUAUUUUAAUGUUAAAACAUUUUUAUAGAUCUAUAUGUCCCACAUCUCUAAAUCAUGGCUGUGGGAUCCAUACCUGUAGUAAAGAAGCAAUUCACAAGUACCAAAUAAUUUUAAUUCAUCAAUCAAUCAAUCAAUUUAAUUCAUCAAUUUAAUUCAUUUUAGUAACUUGGUUAAAAAUAUAAUACCAUACGUUUACUCAUGAAAGUGAUUUUCCCCUGGAGCUCAGCUACAUAGCCUUAAGAAGGAAUUCAGCAAAGGUUAACAGUGGUGCUGUUUCUGUUUUGUUUUGGUUUUGCUGCAAUGUAUCAGUGACUUUCAUAUGGAAUUUGGAAUAGUAAUAAAGGCUGGAAAUUUGAUAUAUGUGAUAACUUAGCUUCAUAUUGCACGUGUGCCUUGUGGAAAUACUUUUCAAAUAUCUAUUUUUUAAAUCUGAGCUGGCAUUUGCAGCUUUUAUGUAAUUGAAGAGUAAGUAGAUAAAAGAAGUCUUUUCAUCAGUGAAGGCAGUGGCAAAAAUCAUGGUGACAUCACUGUAACUUACAACUUCAGCUUCAGUAUGCUAGCAAUUUUUCACAGCCCUAAGAAUAAUAUUGUCUCCUGUAAAUAUAUUUGAAGAAAGUACUUCUCAGUAAGCAUCUUUUGAAAUAAGUUUUGUGAUACCAGUUGGAAUUCCUGCAACUUCAUGAAGUGCUUUUAAAAUUGUGUUUAAAAUAGGCAGAUAGUUUGGCAUUUGGGCUGUGCUGUUACCUGUCUGUAUGGCUUCAAAUAUUUAAAGUGCUCUGAAUAUUCAGUAUUUGGGUUUAACGUAAAAUUCUAUAAGAUACAUAAUAAACUUCAAGAUCACUUGUUUCUGUGGCAGUUUUUACAGUAUCUGCCUCAAAAUGAGCAAAGUAAAGUUUUUCUACAACACUUGUCAUUUGUGAAAGAUCUAUAUUUAACUUAAUUUUGUCAAGUUACUGAUGUAAAAUUACAUUCUUUACAAACCCAAAAUAAAUCAAAAUUUAAAGUUCAGUGCUUUGGAAUUGUUUGCAAACUUCAUCUUAGUAUUCAAGAGUUGGAAGACUGAGACAUCACAGAGAAACGAGUAUAAAGAUUUAAAUGGACAUUUGGGAAGUUCCUUUUCCUCAAAGUUUUAAAUAAAGUAUGUGGUUUCCUGGAUUUGAAGUGAUUUUUAAAUGAAUGCUGUGUGGAGAAUUAAGCAAGUAAAGAGGGCUCCCCAGAAAAUGGAGAGUAUGCUGCCUUCUUGGAAUUCAGAGCUACAGGAGAGAUUAUUCUGGAUAGAAAUGUGCAUUUUGGUUAUAUGAAAAACUCUAUUAUGUCAGCCUAAAUGCUAAUGCUAUUUGGCAAUAAAAUAUGUUAUUUUAA
This is a messenger RNA of Haemorhous mexicanus (house finch), 7449 nucleotides long. RefSeq names its product nuclear transcription factor, X-box binding 1 (gene NFX1). Gene Ontology annotation, cellular component: nucleus. Bases 94 to 3618 code for a protein of 1174 amino acids. Gene Ontology annotation, molecular function: RNA polymerase II transcription regulatory region sequence-specific DNA binding; DNA-binding transcription factor activity, RNA polymerase II-specific; zinc ion binding. Gene Ontology annotation, biological process: negative regulation of transcription by RNA polymerase II. The transcript has 27 exons. The record is from RefSeq and is a predicted model, not a curated record. NCBI's taxonomy places the organism in Eukaryota, Metazoa, Chordata, Aves, Passeriformes, Fringillidae.